This is a messenger RNA of Lodderomyces pseudojiufengensis, 963 nucleotides long. RefSeq names its product type I HSP40 co-chaperone (gene HLJ1). Gene Ontology annotation, molecular function: Hsp70 protein binding. Gene Ontology annotation, cellular component: endoplasmic reticulum membrane. NCBI's taxonomy places the organism in Eukaryota, Fungi, Ascomycota, Pichiomycetes, Serinales, Debaryomycetaceae. The record is from RefSeq and is a predicted model, not a curated record. Bases 1 to 963 code for a protein of 320 amino acids. Gene Ontology annotation, biological process: cellular response to misfolded protein. The transcript has a single exon.
AUGUCAUAUACAAAAGAACAAGAAGCAAUUGUACUCAAAGUUCUUUCGUAUAAAAGUCAUCAGUUUUAUGAAAUAUUAUCAGUUAAAAAAACUUCUGAAGAAGGUGAAAUAAAAAGAUCUUAUAGAAAACUAGCAAUAAAGUGUCAUCCUGAUAAAAAUCCACAUCCUAGGUCUUCUGAGGCUUUCAAAGUAGUUAAUAAAGCAUGGGAAGUCUUGAGUGAUCCUCAGAAGAAAACUAUAUUUGAUCAAACCGGUUCUGAUCCGACCUCGAGGUUUUCUGGAGUUUCUAAUUCUAGUUCUAGUCCAUUUGCAUCUGGUAGAUCUGGAUUUGCAAGUGCUGGUAGAGGCGGGCAUAAUGCUUUUGAAGAAGAUAUAUUUAACAUGUUCUUUGGUGGAGGAGGACAAGGACCUACUUUUACAUUUGGAGGAAAUGGAUUUACUUUUCAAUCUUUUGGGGGAGGACAGGAUCCUUUCAUGAGGCAUAGACGUACAGCAAGAAGAACGGCUCCAAGACCAACUCAACAAUCAGGAGAUUCACCACAACCACCACAAUCACUUUGGGAAGGAUUAAAAGGUUUAUUCCCAAUUCUCAUUAUCCUCAUUGUUCCUAUAUUAUCAGCUUUAUUUUCAGACGACUCAACCCCAGACUAUUCAUUCACACCUAGUAGAGAGUACAACAUAGAAAGAAGAACGCCACGUCAUGAUAUACCAUUUUUUGUGAAUGAUCAGUUUACUAAAAAAUAUGAAAACAAAUCAAGAAAGCAAUUAAGAAAUUAUGAUGUAAAAGUAGAGAACUUAUUUAUACAAGAUAAAAGGGCGAAAUGCUCAAGAGAACAAAUACGAAAAGAUCAAUUAAUAGAAGAUGCAAUUGGUUGGUUUUCUACAGAUACGGAAAAACUAAAACAAGCUGAAAACAUGCCUAUGCCCAAUUGUGACGUUUUGAGGGCUUUGAAUCUUAUAUAA